AUGGCUCCUACCAUAUCAAAAGAAGGAAAAGGUUACUUCUGGAAGUUACCACAAGACUAUGAUCAGCUUGCACAAAAAAUAUGGUCCAGUUGUCAGAUUUGCACCAAACGAUUUCAAGGGAAAGCCCUAUUUCUCAAAGGGCCAGCCUACAAUACUGGUUCGGAAACCAACGUUGGCAUUGUUUCAGCAAGAGAUCCGGCUGUCCAUCGAGAAAUCCGAAAAUCCCUUUCUCAUGCGUUUAGUGCGAAAGCGCUUCGGCUACAAGAGGAAGUGGGGUUACGGUAUAUGGACUUGUUCGUUUCUCAAAUCCAUAAACGUAAGGAUGAUGAGAAGGAGUUGAACUUGUCAGAAUGGUAUAAUUGGUUAACUUUUGAUAUCAUUGGUGAUCUCGCUUUCGGGGAAUCAUUCGAUGCAGUCGAAUCUGAAGGCCAUUCGUGGAUCAGUCUCAUUCUCAGCACCGUCCAUCUGAUGGCUAUCAUGGAAAUCUUUCGACGUUUCCCAUUUUUCAUGAACUCAUUCUUCAAAAAGAUUGCAACAAUUCUUAUGCCUAAAGACUUGAAAGAAAAGAGCAAGGUACAUUUCCAAAAUUCAAUGCAAAAAGCAACUCGACGUAUGAAGCGAGGAAACAAUGACCGAGACGAUUUCUUCUCGCAUCUAAGGUUACCACGCGAAAAAGAAAAAGGACCCAAGAUUACUCGCGAAUUCAUUCUAGCGCAAUUUAAUACGCUUAUUGUAGCCGGCUCUGAGACCACUGCCACUUUUCUUAUAGGAGUAACAUACUAUCUUCUUAACAGGCCCGAAACACUACGACGUCUGCAAGAAGAGAUCCGCAAUGCAUUCACAUCUUCAGAAGAUAUCACAAGCGAUUCCACAGCGGCACUUCUAUAUCUUGCAGCCGUAAUCGAAGAAGGUCUUCGCAUCUACCCACCCGUACCAAUGGGUCUCCCGCGUGAGUGUCCGGGCGCCAUGAUCGAUGGCCACUAUGUUCCUAAGGCGCGGUUGUCUGCGUCUCUGGCUAUGUUGCUACUCAUAAUGAAGAAUAUUUCGCCGACGCCAAUGAAUUUCAUCCUGAGAGAUAUCUACCUUCUUCUCACCCAUUUUAUGAUUCUCGAUAUCAAAAUGAUAACAAAGAUGCAAGUAAACCCUUUUCUAUGGGUCCCAGAGCAUGAUUGGGGGUUAAUCUGGCGUACAUGGAAAUGCGGGUAGUUUUGGCGAGAUUAGCGUGGGAAUUUGAUUGGGAAUUAAAGAGCAAGGAGUUAAAUUGGGAGAGGGAUUCGAAAUUGGUGGUGCUUUGGAAAAAACCAGCACUCAGGGUUGGGUUUACCCCGGUAGAGAGAUGAGCUGGGAAGGUGUUAUCUAGAGGCGUUUUGUUUUCUUUCUUUCUUUUUCUUGUAUAGAAAUAGUUCUCAUGGCCACUGGCAACAGUUCAUGACCUUAGGGAACUCGGAUAAUAAAAGGGUGGAUACAGAUUAGACUUUUUUCUGCAGCGUUCCGUCCCGAAUCUGAGAAUGAGAUAGUUAGAGGUAGGUAGUUAUGUGCUUGCCGUGUUCGAGAAAUUGAUGCUGGAGGCCGUAAACUAGAUAUGUAUGUGUACAUGUAUACGAGAUGCUGGAAGUACAAGA
Molecule: messenger RNA, 1622 nt
Organism: Botrytis porri
Lineage: Eukaryota; Fungi; Ascomycota; Leotiomycetes; Helotiales; Sclerotiniaceae
Exons: 4
Coding region: 1-1206 (401 amino acids)
Molecular function (GO): monooxygenase activity; iron ion binding; heme binding
Source: RefSeq, a predicted model, not a curated record